Molecule: messenger RNA, 1473 nt
Organism: Pieris macdunnoughi
Lineage: Eukaryota; Metazoa; Arthropoda; Insecta; Lepidoptera; Pieridae
Source: the annotation of a GenBank genome assembly
AUGAAAACCUCAACCCUCCUCGGUUCAGAGUGCGUGGUCUCCGAACAGUGUACGCUAAAAGUUGCGUACAGUGCGUGCUUGGACGGCGUCUGCCGUUGCACCGAUGGUCAUUUGCAAUUCAGAAAACACACAUGCCUCUCACCCGCUCCACCAUCCCAUGUGUGUUACAUGAACGAACACUGCCGCCUUUGGGACAAAGAUAGCCAUUGUGAAUUCGUCAUACCUAACCUCUUUGGAAGAUGUUCUUGCAAUUCGUAUUUCAAACAAUCCGGUAAUAAAUGCCUUCCAAUCAAACCAACGGCGUAUGCUACAGAGGCUGUUAUUGCAGAGCAAGACACAAUCAAUGAUUCGAGUGACAAUUCAAAUAACUACGAAGCAGCCAGCCUAAAAGACCCUUCAGGACAAGCCAGUUUAGUCAUCGCAUCCGAAGAUGUCAAACCAAGUAAGCUACCAAUGUUUACAAGCAAGAAUGAUGUUCUAAGCACUCAAGAGGAUAGCCCGCUGAUGCAAGCCGUUAUGAAAGUACCAUUUGUGGAACAAGCGAAACGUCUACCAGUAUCCAAUAGGAAGGACGGAGAAUCUAAUGAACUCAAAGUUGAUGAAAUGACUGCGAAUCUACAUGCAAAUGAUCAGCCAGUUUAUAGAGUUGUUACACAACCUUCGAUUGAUAAGAAGUCUAACAAAAAGAGUGGUUCUAAAGAAAAUGCAAAACAGAAAGGGCAUCAGAAGAAAUCGUCACUCAAAGAUAAGCAACGCGUAAGGGCAGAUGGAGUGCCUAAACUGGACCUGGGGCCAGUAUCCUUGGGUAUGCCUUGUUACAUCGAUAGCCAAUGCCAGAAGGUGGAUCCUAACGCACAGUGCGUGAACAAACGCUGUGACUGCAUGUACCGUACUAAUUCCACUGCUGCGUGUUCUGCUAGAAAUAGGGGCUGUCUCCCGGGAACUUUCCAAUGUCGAUCCACUGGCACCUGCAUCAGCUGGUACUUCGUGUGCGAUGGGAGGAAGGACUGCCCCGAUGGUUCCGACGAGAAAUGCUUAGGUACUGACGGCAUGGGCGAACGCUGUCCGAUGCACGCGUUCCGUUGCGGCGGCCCCGGUUCGCCGUGCGUGUCCCGCGCGUCACGGUGUGACGGGACGCCACAGUGUCCCGGAGGAGAAGAUGAGAGGAAUUGCAAGGCGACUAGGCGUAAAGGUUGUCCACGUCACACAUUCCGCUGCAACUCGGGCGAAUGUCUCCCUGAGUACGAGUUCUGCAAUGCUAUCAUUUCCUGCAAGGACGCGUCAGAUGAACCACCUCAUCUAUGUAAUGAACAAUCUAGAUGGCGCGCAGCAGACUUCUGUCCGCUCCGCUGUGGUAAUGGACGAUGUCGAAGCACAGCCGUGGCUUGCUCGGGCCGGGAUGGUUGUGGGGAUAACAGUGACGAGAUAGCCUGCUCAGUCUGCAGAUGUCCAUCAGCACCAGAAGCACCUUGA